AUGUAGAGGACAUCCAGCAGCAUGUAGAGGACAUCCAGCAGCAUGUAGAGAACAUCCAGCAGCAUGUAGAGAACAUCCAGCAGCAUGUAGAGAACAUCCAGCAGCAUGUAGAGAACAUCCAGCAGCAUGUAGAGGACAUCCAGCAGCAUGUAGAGGACACCCAGCAGCAUGUAGAGCACAUCCAGCAGCGUAUGUAGAGGACAUCCAGCAGUAUGUAGAGGACAUCCAGCAGCAUGUAGAGGACACCCAGCAGCAUGUAGAGGACACCCAGCAGCGUAUGUAGAGGACAUCCAGCAGUAUGUAGAGGACAUCCAGCAGCAUGUAGAGGACAUCCAGCAGUAUGUAGAGGACAUCCAGCAGUAUGUAGAGGACAUCCAGCAGUAUGUAGAGGACAUCCAGCAGCAUGUAGAGGACAUCCAGCAGCAUGUAGAGGACAUCCAGCAGCACAUGCAGUAUGUAGAGGACAUCCAGCAGCAUGUAGAGGACAUCCAGCAGCAUGUAGAGGACAUCCAGCAGCACAUGCAGUAUGUAGAGGACAUCCAGCAGCAUGUAGAGAACAUCCAGCAGCACAUGCAGUAUGUAGAGGACAUCCAGCAGCAUGUAGAGGACAUCCAGCAGUAUGUAGAGGACAUCCAGCAGCAUGUAGAGGACAUCCAGCAGCACAUGCAGUAUGUAGAGGACAUCCAGCAGCACAUGCAGUAUGUAGAGGACAUCCAGCAGCACAUGCAGCAUGUAGAGGACAUCCAGCAGCAUGUAGAGCACAUCCAGCAGUAUGUAGAGGACAUCCAGCAGCAUGUAGAGGACAUCCAGCAGCAUGUAGAGGACAUCCAGCAGCAUGUAGAGGACAUCCAGCAGUAUGUAGAGGACAUCCAGCAGUAUGUAGAGGACAUCCAGCAGUAUGUAGAGGACAUCCAGCAGCAUGUAGAGGACAUCCAGCAGCAUGUAGAGGACAUCCAGCAGUAUGUAGAGGACAUCCAGCAGCAUGUAGAGGACAUCCAGCAGCACAUGCAGUAUGUAGAGGACAUCCAGCAGCAUGUAGAGGACAUCCAGCAGUAUGUAGAGGACAUCCAGCAGCAUGUAGAGAACAUCCAGCAGCAUGUAGAGGACAUCCAGCAGUAUGUAGAGGACAUCCAGCAGCAUGUAGAGGACAUCCAGCAGCAUGUAGAGGACAUCCAGCAGUAUGUAGAGGACAUCCAGCAGCAUGUAGAGGACAUCCAGCAGUAUGUAGAGGACAUCCAGCAGCACAUGCAGUAUGUAGAGGACAUCCAGCAGCAUGUAGAGGACAUCCAGCAGUAUGUAGAGGACAUCCAGCAGCAUGUAGAGGACAUCCAGCAGUAUGUAGAGGACAUCCAGCAGCAUGUAGAGGACAUCCAGCAGCAUGUAGAGGACAUCCAGCAGCAUGUAGAGAACAUCCAGCAGCAUGUAGAGGACAUCCAGCAGCAUGUAGAGGACAUCCAGCAGUAUGUAGAGGACAUCCAGCAGCAUGUAGAGGACAUCCAGCAGCAUGUAGAGGACAUCCAGCAGCAUGUAGAGAACAUCCAGCAGCAUGUAGAGGACAUCCAGCAGCAUGUAGAGAACAUCCAGCAGCAUGUAGAGGACAUCCAGCAGCACAUGCAGUAUGUAGAGGACAUCCAGCAGCAUGUAGAGGACAUCCAGCAGCAUGUAGAGGACAUCCAGCAGUAUGUAGAGGACAUCCAGCAGCACAUGCAGUAUGUAGAGGACAUUCAGCAGCAUGUAGAGGACAUCCAGCAGCACAUGUAGUAUGUAGAGGACAUCCAGCAGCAUGUAGAGGACAUCCAGCAGCAUGUAGAGGACAUCCAGCAGUAUGUAGAGGACAUCCAGCAGCACAUGCAGUAUGUAGAGGACAUUCAGCAGCAUGUAGAGGACAUCCAGCAGCACAUGCAGUAUGUA
Messenger RNA from Gymnodraco acuticeps, 1911 nucleotides. RefSeq names its product nuclear transcription factor Y subunit beta-like. Bases 448 to 1761 code for a protein of 437 amino acids. Gene Ontology annotation, cellular component: membrane. Lineage: Eukaryota; Metazoa; Chordata; Actinopteri; Perciformes; Bathydraconidae. The record is from RefSeq and is a predicted model, not a curated record. The transcript has 2 exons. Gene Ontology annotation, biological process: cell adhesion; signal transduction.